AAAAACAUAGUCGGGAAAAGGGAAGUGCAUAGAGUAGCAAUUAGAGAGAGAGGCAAGGUGGUUUACUUCGUUUCUUGGUUUCUUUUUUCUUUGCUUAGAAUUUGGUAGAAUACAUAAUAACUAGAUUAGAUUAGGUUAGGGUUUCUCUCUCUCCUUUUUCUCUCUCUCUGAAUCUCAUCGUAGCCAUGGCUGGCACCGGCAUCCACCCCUAUCACCAGCAAUGGCCCCCCGCGGCUGCCGCUCCUCCCCCUCCGCCACCUCCUGCCGCCGCACCUGCUCCCCCUGCUCCUCCCCACCCCGCUGAAGAGGUUCGAACGAUAUUCAUCACAGGGCUUCCGGAGGACGUGAAGGAGAGGGAGCUACUGAAUCUGAUGCGGUGGCUUCCCGGAUUCGAAGCGUCUCAGCUGAAUUUCAAGGCCGAAAAGCCCAUGGGCUUCGCACUCUUCUCCACCGCCCACCAAGCAAUUGCCGCCAAGGACAUCCUUCAGGACAUGCUCUUCGAUCCCGACACCAAGUCCGUCCUCCACACCGAGAUGGCCAAGAAGAACCUCUUCGUCAAGAGAGGGGCUGAUGCGGGUGCGUUUGACCAGAGUAAGCGAUUGCGGACAGCUGGGGAUUAUACGCACACUGGUUAUACAAGUCCUUCCCCUUUCCAUCCUCCACCACCACCCGUUUGGGGACCACAUGGGUACAUGGCUCCACCGCCGCCUCCUCCAUAUGAUCCAUAUGGAGGCUACCCCGUUGCGCCAGUGCCAAUGCCUACUCCUGCUCCAAUAGCAGCGCCUAGCAGUUAUGUUCCAGUUCAGAACACAAAAGAUAACCCUCCUUGCAACACCCUGUUUAUUGGGAACUUGGGAGAGAACAUUAAUGAGGAAGAAGUGAGGGGACUUUUCAGUGCACAACCUGGUUUUAAGCAAAUGAAGAUUUUAAGACAGGAGAGGCAUACUGUUUGCUUCAUUGAGUUUGAAGAUGUGAAUAGUGCUACCAAUGUACACCAUAAUUUGCAGGGAGCUGUUAUCCCAAGUUCUGGUUCAGUUGGCAUGCGAAUACAAUAUUCAAAGAAUCCAUUUGGAAAGAGAAAAGAUGGCAAUGUACCACUUGCCGUUCCUGGUGCCAACGGAACUCCACCAACAAAUAUGACUUAUCAAUAGCUUGAAGGGGAUGUACUCUGUUCUUUAUGAUCCAAGACAUGUUUCUACAUGAUAGGAUGCAUCUUGCAGCUGUUACAUGCAUCCAUUGAUUAUCAAGUCAUCACCAUUAGCAUCCCUGCUCAUGUGAAUGAAUGCACUGUGGCAUCAUAUACAUACAUUUGGCUGUUAUACUCAUCAGACAUGCAUCUCUUUACAGCAUGUGUUGGUUCCAUAUUAAUUUUCUAGUUGUUUAGAUGACAUUGUCAUUUGUAGAACUGAUGCAUGUGUCUUAAUUUUGUUUGAACUGUGUGCUUUGCUGUCAUAUAUAUUCUAUGUUCAUUGAUGCUAGGAAUGCUUAUCCAAAAAGCAUGAAGCUAACAACUUUCCAACUAUAGGAUCAUUUGUUGCUUAUUUGACAUCAUAUCUUACACUGAUGCUUUAAUUUCAUGGCACAAAUUCUCUAGGAUACGGAGAAAUAAGGUCACACCAAUAGUCAUGCUUCCCCCCCUUAACCUAUCACAUUGUCAUUACACCACAUUUUUAGCCUCUUUAGUUUCAUCUGAAACUGAAUCCAUCAUGGCUAAUCAUGCUUCCUCUUCUGCCAUCAUUACUAUUGUCAUCAAACCUCAUUCAUGGCCUUUUUUAGCAACUGAAUACGUCAUCACUCCAUUUGAUCAGAGCAUUGAUAUUGAUGCUUUGAAAUUCAAGCUAUUGAGAGCUAUUCAAGAAAUUUGGGGAGUUAUAUGUUGUCUGAUUUAUACAGGACUUCAAUAGGACAAGCUUUUAUUUGAUAAUGGGAGGUUCGGUACUGCUGCUGCCAUAUUGUUGCAGGUAAUUUUUUGUUUUCUUGGGAAGACUACCAUCUAGCUUCGAAAUUCUUUUGAUUAUCAAGUGAAGCAGCCAUUGAAUUAUAGGGAACCCAAGUUUCUCAUUAAGCAAUUGAAUAUAUUGUCAAAAUAUAGCAUGGUUCCAGAUUUAAAUUCCUGAGAACUAAUAGAGGUUUAAAUCUAGAUGAUAAUUUACUGGUUGUUCUGACCCUACUAUGAACGAGCUUCAAGUUUUUGCAUGGAAAUGGAAAAUUUCAAAUCCAUUUUAACGAGGGAUCAUACCAGAAGUGCUGAUUAAGUUUUACCAUUUAUUUCUUACUCAGUGAGACACAGUUUACUUAACGGGUAUCUUCAUGAUUCAACUAACAAUUUAGGUUAUUGGACAUUUGCCACUGACAACGUUUCCAGUGCUUUUCAGAACAGAAUGGACCUACCUGGUUUAUAUUUUCUGCAGUCAUACUACAAUAUAUUUGAUGAGGUUGCUUAGAAAGUUGGUUUAUAAAUGACCUAAUUCAUAUUUCAUUUAUUUCCACGUAAUCUAUCAACCUAAUUUUGAAUGGGGAUGAGGUAUUCUCCACUAGGGAUGUGAUACAUCACCUGCUGAAAAUGAUAGGAGUUACGAUGUAAAUUUGGAGUACUUUCCCCUAUUGUAGCACAUUUAACUAUUUAUAAUUGUGGUGAAAUCCACAUUAUUUUACAUCUUA
Molecule: messenger RNA, 2661 nt
Organism: Arachis stenosperma
Lineage: Eukaryota; Viridiplantae; Streptophyta; Magnoliopsida; Fabales; Fabaceae
Exons: 8
Coding region: 186-1151 (321 amino acids)
Molecular function (GO): mRNA binding
Source: RefSeq, a predicted model, not a curated record